Messenger RNA from Cyprinodon variegatus (sheepshead minnow), 5889 nucleotides. RefSeq names its product myosin heavy chain, fast skeletal muscle-like. Gene Ontology annotation, cellular component: myosin complex. NCBI's taxonomy places the organism in Eukaryota, Metazoa, Chordata, Actinopteri, Cyprinodontiformes, Cyprinodontidae. The coding region runs from base 246 to 5789 and encodes 1847 amino acids. The record is from RefSeq and is a predicted model, not a curated record. The transcript is spliced from 39 exons. Gene Ontology annotation, molecular function: actin filament binding; cytoskeletal motor activity; ATP binding.
CAGACAAGGUGAGUGAGUUGGAGUCUUUCAGUAGCAGGAGGAGGGCCAAUAGCUUAAAGAACAAUGCAGGGCAUGGACGCUUACUGCCAGGAAACAAGAUGCUUUGUGUUAGCCAGCAAUUUACUGUAGAUUAAUAAUUUUGGAAAGUUUGUAAACAAUCUGCUGAAAUAUAUCUUUCUUCAGAACCUUUUACAAGACCAUCUCCAGCUGUUCUUCUGGUCCGAGGGGAGAAGUAAACCGUCAUCAUGAGUGGGGAUGCAGAAAUGGAGUGCUUCGGCCCUGCGGCCAUAUUUCUCCGCAAGCCAGAAAAAGAGCGAAUUGAAGCCCAGAAUGCUCCUUUUGAUGCUAAAACAGCCUACUUUGUGUCCGAGCCCAGUCAGAUGUACCUCAAGGGAAAGCUCACCAAGAAAGAGGGUGGCAAAGCCACUGUGGAGACUUUGUGUGGGAAGACUAUCACUGUGAAGGAAGAUGAAAUCUUCCCCAUGAAUCCACCAAAGUUUGAUAAAAUUGAGGACAUGGCCAUGAUGACCCACCUCAAUGAGCCCACUGUGCUGUAUAACCUCAAAGAGCGAUAUGCAGCAUGGAUGAUCUACACCUACUCUGGGUUGUUCUGCGUUACUGUGAACCCCUACAAGUGGCUCCCAGUGUACGAUGCAGUGGUUGUUGCAGGAUACAGGGGCAAAAAGAGAAUUGAAGCUCCUCCCCACAUCUUCUCCAUCUCUGAUAACGCCUAUCAGUUCAUGCUCCAAGAUAGAGAAAACCAGUCUAUCCUGAUUACUGGAGAAUCUGGUGCAGGAAAGACUGUGAACACCAAACGUGUCAUCCAGUACUUUGCGACAAUCGCAGUGUCAUCCACUGGAAAGAAAGCUGAACCAGUUCCUGGAAAAAUGCAGGGAUCACUGGAAGAUCAGAUCAUUGCAGCCAACCCACUGCUGGAAGCUUAUGGAAAUGCCAAGACUGUGAGGAAUGACAACUCCUCUCGUUUUGGAAAAUUCAUUAGAAUCCAUUUUGGUUCAACUGGAAAGUUGGCUUCUGCUGAUAUUGAAACAUAUUUGCUGGAGAAGUCUAGAGUGACAUUCCAGCUGUCUGCUGAGAGGAGCUACCACAUCUUCUAUCAGCUGACAACAGGCCACAAGCCUGAGUUAGUAGAGGCUCUCCUGAUUACCACCAAUCCCUAUGAUUAUCCAAUGAUCAGUCAGGGAGAAAUCACUGUCAAAAGUAUCGAUGAUGUUGAAGAAUUUGUUGCUACUGAUACUGCCAUCGACAUUCUGGGUUUUACUGCAGAGGAAAAGAUGAGCAUGUACAAACUGACAGGAGCUGUGAUGCAUCAUGGAAACAUGAAAUUCAAGCAGAAGCAGCGUGAGGAGCAGGCUGAGCCUGAUGGCACAGAAGUGGCUGAUAAAAUCGCCUAUCUGAUGGGUCUGAACUCUGCCGAUUUGCUCAAAGCUUUGUGUUACCCUAGAGUGAAGGUUGGGAAUGAGUAUAAGAAAGAGGGAAUUGAAUGGGAGUUCAUUGACUUUGGCAUGGACUUGGCUGCAUGCAUUGAGCUCAUUGAGAAGCCAAUGGGCAUCUUCUCCAUCCUUGAAGAGGAGUGUAUUGUUCCCAAGGCAACAGACAUGACCUUCAAGAGCAAACUGUAUGACCAACAUCUGGGAAAAAGUGCCCCCUUCCAGAAGCCAAAACCUGCCAAAGGAAAAGCUGAGGCUCAUUUCUCUCUGGUGCACUAUGCUGGCACUGUGGACUACAAUGUCAAUGGCUGGCUGGAAAAGAAUAAGGACCCCCUGAAUGACACUGUGGUCCAACUUUACCAGAAAUCUGCUUGCAAACUUCUGGCUUUUCUAUAUGCAUCCCAUGCUUCUGGAGAAGGAGAGGGUGGUGGCAAGAAGGGUGGCAAAAAGAAGGGAGGCUCCUUCCAGACAGUGUCUGCAUUGUUCAGGGAGAAUCUGGGCAAGCUAAUGACUAAUCUGAGAAGCACACAUCCUCAUUUUGUGCGCUGCUUGAUUCCCAAUGAGUCUAAGACUCCAGGUCUUAUGGAGAACUUCUUAGUUAUCCACCAGCUUAGAUGCAAUGGUGUGCUGGAGGGUAUCAGAAUCUGCAGAAAAGGUUUCCCCAGCAGGAUCCUUUAUGGUGACUUCAAGCAGAGAUACAAAGUACUCAAUGCCAGUGUCAUCCCUGAGGGUCAGUUCAUUGACAACAAGAAGGCUUCUGAGAAACUCUUGGGCUCUAUUGAUGUUGACCACACUCAGUACAAGUUUGGGCACACCAAGGUGUUCUUCAAGGCUGGACUGCUGGGAGUCCUUGAGGAGAUGCGAGAUGAAAAACUGGCAGAGCUGGUUACAAUGACUCAAGCUCUCUGCAGAGGAUUCCUUAUGCGGCGCGAGUUUGUCAAGAUGAUGGAGAGGCGAGAUGCUAUUUUCACCAUCCAAUACAACAUCCGUGCAUUCAUGAAUGUCAAGACUUGGCCAUGGAUGAAGUUGUACUUCAAGAUUAAGCCUCUCCUGAAGAGUGCAGAGACAGAGAAAGAGAUGGCCCAAAUGAAGGAGGACUUUACCAAGACCAAGGAGGAUCUGACAAAGGCUUUGGCUAAGAAGAAGGAACUGGAGGAGAAAAUGGUUUCUCUCCUUCAGGAGAAGAAUGAUUUGUUGUUACAAGUGCAAUCUGAAGGUGAAAGCCUUGCUGAUGCAGAGGAAAGGUGUGAGGGGCUCAUCAAAGCAAAGAUCCAGCUUGAGGCCAAACUGAAAGAGACCAACGAGAGACUGGAAGAUGAGGAGGAAAUAAAUGCUGAGCUCACAGCGAAGAAGAGGAAACUUGAGGAUGAGUGCUCUGAGUUAAAGAAGGACAUUGAUGACUUGGAGCUGACUCUUGCCAAAGUAGAAAAGGAGAAACAUGCCACUGAGAACAAGGUCAAAAACCUCACAGAGGAAAUGGCCUCCCAAGAUGAGACCAUUGCUAAACUGACAAAGGAGAAGAAAGCCCUCCAAGAGGCUCAUCAACAGACCCUUGAUGAUCUGCAGGCAGAGGAAGACAAAGUCAACACUCUGACCAAAGCCAAAACAAAGCUGGAGCAACAAGUGGAUGAUCUUGAAGGCUCCUUAGAGCAAGAAAAGAAGCUCCGUAUGGACCUUGAGCGAGCUAAAAGAAAGCUGGAAGGAGACCUGAAAUUGGCCCAGGAGUCCAUAAUGGAUCUAGAGAAUGACAAGCAGCAGUCUGAGGAGAAGAUCAAGAAAAAAGACUUUGAGAUAAGCCAACUCCUCAGCAAGAUUGAGGAUGAGCAGUCUCUUGGAGUUCAGUUACAGAAAAAGAUAAAGGAGCUGCAGGCUCGUAUUGAGGAGCUUGAAGAGGAAAUUGAGGCUGAGCGAGCAGCUCGGGCAAAGGUAGAGAAGCAGAGAGCUGAUCUCUCUAGAGAACUUGAGGAGAUCAGCGAGAGACUGGAGGAGGCUGGAGGAGCCACUGCAGCUCAGAUUGAGAUGAACAAGAAGCGCGAGGCUGAGUUUCAGAAGCUGCGCCGUGACCUUGAAGAGGCCACCCUGCAGCAUGAAGCUACAGCUGCAGCUCUCCGUAAGAAGCAGGCUGACAGCGUGGCAGAGCUGGGUGAGCAGAUAGAUAACCUGCAGAGAGUCAAACAGAAGCUGGAGAAAGAAAAAAGUGAAUACAAGAUGGAGAUUGAUGACCUCUCAAGCAACAUGGAGUCUGUUGCAAAAGCAAAGGGAAACCUUGAGAAGAUGUGCAGGACCUUGGAAGAUCAGCUGAGUGAACUCAGAGCCAAGAACGAGGAGAAUGUUCGUCAACUGAAUGAUAUCAGCGGACAGAAAGCUCGACUCCAAACAGAAAGUGGGGAAUUGGCUCGUCAGCUUGAUGAGAAAGAAGCUCUUGUAUCCCAGCUGACCAGAGGUAAACAAGCUUAUACUCAGCAGAUUGAAGAACUGAAAAGGCACAUAGAAGAGGAAGUGAAGGCCAAGAACGCUCUGGCUCAUGCUGUUCAGUCGGCUCGUCAUGACUGUGAUCUGCUCAGGGAGCAGUAUGAGGAGGAGCAGGAGGCCAAAGCUGAGCUACAGCGUGCUAUGUCCAAGGCUAACAGCGAGGUGGCUCAAUGGAGAACCAAGUAUGAGACCGAUGCCAUUCAGCGCACAGAGGAGUUGGAAGAGGCAAAGAAAAAGCUCGCCCAACGUCUCCAGGAUGCUGAAGAGUCCAUUGAGGCUGUGAAUGCAAAAUGUGCCUCUCUAGAAAAGACCAAACAAAGACUGCAGGGUGAGGUGGAAGACCUUAUGAUCGACGUGGAGAGAGCUAAUGCUCUGGCUGCUAAUCUGGACAAGAAGCAGAGGAACUUUGACAAGGUCCUUGCCGAAUGGAAGCAGAAGUAUGAGGAAAGCCAAGCGGAGUUGGAGGGAGCUCAGAAAGAGGCUCGAUCGCUGAGUACUGAGCUGUUCAAAAUGAAAAACUCAUAUGAAGAAGCUCUGGACCACCUGGAGACCCUGAAGAGGGAAAACAAGAACCUUCAACAGGAGAUCUCGGACCUGACUGAACAACUUGGUGACACAGGAAAGACGAUCCAUGAGCUAGAAAAAGGAAAAAAGACUGUGGAAAGUGAGAAAUCUGAAAUACAGACAGCUUUGGAGGAGGCCGAGGCCACCCUUGAGCACGAAGAGUCCAAGAUUCUCCGUGUCCAGCUGGAGCUCACUCAACUCAAGAGUGAAAUUGACAGAAAACUUGCAGAGAAGGACGAGGAGAUCGAGCAGAUCAAGAGGAACAGCCAGAGGGUGAUGGAGUCCAUGCAGAGUACUCUGGAUGCUGAGGUCAGGAGCAGAAACGAUGCCCUGAGAAUCAAGAAGAAGAUGGAGGGAGACCUCAAUGAGAUGGAGAUACAGCUGAGCCACGCCAACCGACAGGCGGCUGAAGCCCAGAAACAGCUGAGAAACGUCCAGGGACAGCUUAAGGAUGCCCAGCUUCACCUUGACGAGGCAAUCCGAGGCCAGGAUGAUAUGAAAGAGCAGGUUGCCAUGGUGGAGCGCAGGAACAACCUGAUGACUGCUGAAAUCGAGGAGCUCAGAGCUGCUCUGGAGCAGACGGAGAGAAGCCGUAAAAUGGCUGAGCAAGAGCUGGUUGAUGCCAGUGAGCGUGUUGCACUGCUGCACUCUCAGAAUACCAGCCUAAUCAACACCAAGAAGAAGCUGGAGUCUGACUUUGUACAUAUCCAAGGUGAGGUGGAGGAUGCUGUUCAGGAGGCAAGAAAUGCUGAAGAAAAGGCCAAGAAGGCCAUCACUGAUGCUGCCAUGAUGGCAGAGGAGCUGAAGAAGGAGCAGGACACCAGCGCUCAUUUGGAGAGGAUGAAGAAGAACCUGGAGGUGACAGUGAAGGACCUCCAGCACCGUUUGGAUGAAGCUGAAAAUCUGGCCAUGAAGGGAGGAAAGAAGCAGCUCCAGAAACUGGAAGCUAGGGUGCGUGAACUUGAGGGGGAGGUUGAAAGUGAGCAGCGAAGAGGAGCCGAGGCCGUCAAAGGUGUUCGCAAAUAUGAAAGAAGAGUGAAGGAGCUCACCUAUCAGACUGAGGAGGACAAGAAGAACAUUGUCAGGCUGCAGGACCUGGUGGACAAGCUGCAGCUGAAAGUGAAAGCAUAUAAGAGACAGGCUGAGGAGGCUGAGGAACAGGCCAACUCUCACAUUUCCAGGCUAAGGAAGGUGCAGCAUGAGAUGGAGGAAGCUCAGGAGCGUGCUGACAUCGCUGAGUCCCAGGUUAACAAGCUGAGGGCCAGGAGUCGGGAAAUUGGAAAAGCAAAGGAGUCUGAAGAAUAAGAUAAAACCCAGAUGAGAGACGAAAUGAGAAUCAUAAAAUAUGAUAUUUCAUUGAGUUGGUCUCACUAAAUGUUCAUCAGUAAAUAAAUUAUUUAACAAA